Messenger RNA from Opisthorchis viverrini, 399 nucleotides. RefSeq lists its product as hypothetical. The record is from RefSeq and is a predicted model, not a curated record. The coding region runs from base 1 to 399 and encodes 132 amino acids. The transcript has 2 exons. NCBI's taxonomy places the organism in Eukaryota, Metazoa, Platyhelminthes, Trematoda, Opisthorchiida, Opisthorchiidae.
AUGACAACACGAGGUUUCAAAAGCGUUUCGAUUCGCUCAUUUCAAGUGUUUUUCACUUGUCAAAUUCUUCAGGUUCAGAUUAUUCAGAGGCGAACACUGGACAGUCUUCAAAACCCCAGUGUUCGAAUUGUUGCUAGUGAGAGCCAUAUCAGUUUGGAGUACGCAGAUGACAUCGUCCUCAUCUUUGAAGACCAAAGUGAAGCACAGGCUCUGUUGAAUAGACUGACUAUCACCAUACCGUCUUUUGGCAUGCACCUUGUACCUUCAAAGUGCAAAGCUACGCUUCAGAACGUGCAGUCUGCGAACAUGUCUAUUAGGAUGCAAGGAGAAUCACUGGGAGUUGCGGAAAAUUUCACAUACCUCGGUAGUUGUAUUAGCACUGACGGAACUGUCCGGUGA